Molecule: messenger RNA, 1371 nt
Organism: Labrus mixtus (cuckoo wrasse)
Lineage: Eukaryota; Metazoa; Chordata; Actinopteri; Labriformes; Labridae
Product: LAT2 domain-containing protein
Exons: 12
Coding region: 165-830 (221 amino acids)
Source: RefSeq, a predicted model, not a curated record
AGGAUAGGUGUCACAAAAACAGUUUUGUCUGUGUAGGGCAGAAUAUUGGCACACAGCUGAAAACAGCUUGAUAACAAAUUAAAGUAGGUCCAAUGACCACGCAGCACUAGCAGUAGAUCGGGGGGAUGUUUUUGUGUCCGUUUCCAACCGCAUAGAGGCUGCAGAUGUGUGCCUCUGGAAGGUCUUCUGUGCCUUCAGUGAACGGAUGUGGUGGGCUGUUGAAAGAGGAAGCACAGAUCUUUCUGCUGCUCUGUCUGAAACUGGAGCGCAAUGAGGACAGUCGGACCACUGAAGGAAUGGUAGGAAACUUCAGUGUGCCGGCUGCAGUCCUGACUGUCGCGUCUGUGCUGUCUCUGAGUCUGCUCUCCAUUUUCUGUCUGCGAUGCAAAAAGAAAUCAAGAUCCAUUCAUGAGGAGCAUCAAAUCUACAACCCACAGAUGUUCCAGCGUGGGGGGAGCAGGUUCGCUGUGACACAAUCAAAAACAGUCACCAGAACCAAUCAGAUAACUACACCCACUGAGGAAACUCGUAACCAGUUUGAGGAGAUUACAACAGAAGAGAUUGAUGAACAGUCAAACUAUGGAAACAUCACAGAAGCUCACACAGGAAGCGCUGAACAUACAUAUGUAGCUCCUCUCCCGAUCAUAAUAUAUGAAAACGAACGGUCUGAAAACCGGAUAACUGGUACAAAUCUGUCUCCAGAUGUGUACGCAAACGUCCCACCGUCGAUAAAUGAUGACGACGACGACUACGAGAACUCUGAAUUCCUCAAGGGGCAAGAAGAAGAAGAAGAGCCGGAUUAUGUGAAUGAAAAUGGCGACUGCACCUGACAAGACCGGAAGACAUCGACCCUAACUGUAGUUUCUGUGUUAGACUGACAAAGUUUCUGUUUUAAUUCUGCUCGGUGUCAUGAUGCUGCAAGGUGGAAAGUUGGACGUUGUGAAUAAAAUGCUCAUGAACCUCGACUGUGAUGGAAACGUUGACUGCCAUCUAGUGGUGAGAAUAAGUCUAUGCAACCUGUAAUUAAUGGACAAAGGGAGCGUUUGGAGUAUUUUCUGAUGUUUGUUUUGUGUAUUUAGGGUCUAAAUAAACAAAGUUGACCUUACAUAAUGUGAGCUUUGAGUAUCCAGAUGUUAAUUGACAUAAGACUCUUCUUUAUGGCUGAACCAGUUUGAUUUUUUUUGUCUGCAUGGUUAAAUAGAAGAUGUAAAUGAAGUAGCUUCUCUUAAGUGUAACUUUGUGUUUCUCAUAUUUUUACAUAACAAUAAGGAAAAAAGUAAGAGAAAGGUUUUUACACAGAGACAGUUUUAUUAACGUGAACAGAUCGACGUUUCAGACUGAAGCCACUCAGAGACAAACAACCAAAGAGGA